Molecule: messenger RNA, 875 nt
Organism: Limulus polyphemus (Atlantic horseshoe crab)
Lineage: Eukaryota; Metazoa; Arthropoda; Merostomata; Xiphosura; Limulidae
Exons: 4
Coding region: 73-663 (196 amino acids)
Source: RefSeq, a predicted model, not a curated record
GAUGCUCACGUGCAGCGGAGAGCUGCUGAAUUCUGUAGUUUGGAAAAUCUUGACCAAUGUGGUGCUGUUAUUAUGGACUACACAGAUGACCCUAACGCAAUACCUAUAAAUGAAGAAGAGAUUAAGGAACACUGCGAAAAACAAUAUAAAGCCCAAAAAUGUUUGCAAAAAUAUGCUGAAGACUGUCUUGAAGGAAUAUCCAAGGAAGCCAUUAAAACUUAUUCAAGUGGCAUUGAAGAAGGGUUAAAUAUGAGAUGUAACAACGACGGGGAACUACAUGCCGACUUUUUGGAGCACGGACCAUGCCUUCGAGAGAUUUUCGUCAAACGUUAUCACUGUUUAACUCGUUUGAUUACAAGAAUGUAUGACGUUCAAAAUGGAGGCGUUCCUAAAGAACAAUCUGUGAACACAGCUUGUUGCUCAUGGUUAGAAUUUGGCCGUUGUUCCCUUAAUCUCACAGAGACCUCUUGUGGCGAUAAAGCAGCCAAUUUUAUUAGACGUAAAGCUAAGGUGUACACCCAGAAGAUGGUUGAUCUCAUCUGUAAAGACACGUCACCAGACACGUGCCGGAAUAUGGAGAAGCCAAAAUUUUUGAUUUCACCUUUUGUCCCAUUUGUAAAUAUCCUAAAUGAACAAGUGAACCAAGAUGGUACUAAGUCAUAAGAAACAGACCUGAAGAAAAUCUGAAACCGUUUAGGUCUUACAAGUUUGUUUGUUAUUUUGCACGGGAUUUAAAGAAAGAUUGUAUGGAUUCAUUGAAAUGUUUUGAUUUUUAUAUGCUUAAAACUUUUAUAUUACAUUUAUACUCAGUCACCAAUUCAUGUAAAUUAAUAGCUGAAAAAGGUUUCCAAUAAACUUUUGCUACUUACAUAAAA